CUGGAGUCGUCAAAGCUGGUUUUGCAGGAGAUCAGAUUCCAAAGUACUGCUUCCCCAAUUAUGUGGGACGGCCUAAGCAUGUACGUGUUAUGGCUGGUGCUCUGGAGGGAGAUAUUUUCAUUGGACCAAAAGCAGAGGAGCACAGGGGCCUGUUAACUAUCAGGUAUCCAAUGGAACAUGGAAUUGUAAAAGACUGGAACGACAUGGAACGGAUUUGGCAGUACGUGUAUUCCAAAGACCAACUCCAGACUUUCUCUGAAGAGCAUCCUGUACUCCUCACAGAAGCUCCUUUGAAUCCAAGGAAAAACCGUGAACGUGCUGCUGAGGUUUUCUUUGAGACUUUCAAUGUCCCUGCUCUGUUCAUCUCAAUGCAGGCAGUACUUAGUCUGUAUGCCACAGGUAGAACUACAGGUGUGGUGUUAGAUUCAGGCGACGGAGUCACACAUGCUGUACCUAUCUACGAAGGAUUUGCUAUGCCGCAUUCCAUCAUGAGGAUUGACAUUGCAGGACGUGAUGUCUCUCGCUAUUUACGUCUGUUCCUUAGAAAGGAAGGAUAUGAUUUUCAUACAUCAUCAGAAUUUGAGAUUGUGAAAACAAUCAAAGAGCGUGCCUGUUACCUGUCAAUAAACCCACAAAAAGAUGAAACCCUGGAGACGGAGAAAGCUCAGUACAUUCUGCCUGAUGGAAGCACAAUUGAAAUUGGACCUGCACGAUUCCGUGCUCCAGAACUGCUCUUUCGACCUGACUUGAUUGGUGAAGAGUGCGAAGGAAUCCAUGAAGUCUUAGUCUUUGCAAUCCAGAAAUCUGACAUGGAUCUGAGGCGAACGCUUUUCUCUAACAUUGUGCUGUCAGGAGGAUCAACUUUAUUCAAAGGUACCCAUUUAUUUUGUUAACAAGCUAGGAUGGUC
Messenger RNA from Rhincodon typus (whale shark), 908 nucleotides. Its product is annotated as actin related protein 1A. NCBI's taxonomy places the organism in Eukaryota, Metazoa, Chordata, Chondrichthyes, Orectolobiformes, Rhincodontidae. Bases 90 to 893 code for a protein of 267 amino acids. The transcript has 7 exons. The record is from RefSeq and is a predicted model, not a curated record.